AGGAAGCAUUCCACGAUCUCUGCAUUCAGUCGAACUGCUUUGUAUGAAAACCACACUCCAAGCACAAGGAGAGGGGAUGAUAUCUGACGCCCGUUCAACUUGAUGCUCGGGGCUGACGUAGCAACCCUCGUUGGCUGAUGGUGAAAACUUGCAGAAACACUUCUCGUUGCGUCCUCUUUUGUUGAUCGUCCUCUCUUUUUGGAAAUAAUGGCAGGCUCAAAGCCAUGCUCUUUCGAGGCAAUAGUCAAGUACUUCUUGUUUGGAAUCUUUUUCUCUCUUUGCAGUGCUGUGGUAAACGAUGGGGGUCCUUCUUGCUAUGGAGGGUUUGACCUGUACUUUGUUUUGGACAAAUCUGGGAGUGUUCAACACCAUUGGAGUGAAAUUUUUUACUUUGUGAAUCACCUUGCACACAAGUUCAUCAGCCCACAGCUGAGAAUGUCUUUCAUCGUUUUCUCAACCAGAGGUACCACACUCAUGACAUUAACAGAGGACAGGGAACGAAUUCGCAAAGGAUUGGAGGAGUUACAAAUGGUACAGCCUGGAGGCGAUACCUACAUGCAUGAAGGCUUUGAAAGGGCAAGUGAACAAAUCUACUACUCAAGUGCUGAAGGUUACAGAACGGCCAGUGUCAUUAUCGCUCUGACAGAUGGCGAGCUGAUGGAGAACCUUUUUUAUUAUGCAGAGCUAGAGGCUAACCGGUCUCGAAGUCUUGGAGCAACAGUCUACUGCGUUGGUGUCAAAGACUUCAAUGAAACCCAGCUGGCACGGAUUGCAGACAGUAAGGACCAUGUCUUCCCCGUAAACGAUGGCUUCACAGCUCUCCAGGGAAUCAUUGACUCGAUCCUGAAGAAAUCUUGUAUUGAGAUCCUGGCAGCUGAGCCAUCAAGCAUCUGUGCUGGAGAAUCAUUUGAAGUCGUUGUGAGGGGGAAUGGAUUUUCCCAUGCCCGUAAUGUGGAUAAAGUUCUCUGCAGCUUCAAAAUUAAUGAAACUAUAACCCUCACUCAGAAGCCUUUGGUGGUAAAGGACACCUAUUUGCUUUGUCCUGCUCCAGUAUUGCAAGAGGUUGACAGAAAGGUAUUCUUGCAGGUUAGCAUGAAUGAUGGUCUUAGCUUCAUUUCCAGUUCCGUCACCAUCACAACCGUCCACUGCUCAGAUGGAACAAUCCUGGCUAUUGCACUCCUGAUCCUAUUCCUACUGCUGGCAUUGGCCCUUUUCUGGUGGUUCUGGCCUUUGUGCUGCACUGUGAUCAUCGCAGAGCCUCCACCACCACCCUCCGAUGAUGAAGAGGAUUUGGACUCAGAAGGAUUGCCCAAGAAGAAAUGGCCAACUGUUGAUGCCUCAUAUUAUGGAGGCCGAGGUGUGGGAGGGAUCAAAAGAAUGGAGGUUCGAUGGGGUGAGAAGGGAUCAACCGAAGAGGGUGCCAAACUGGAAAAAGCCAAAAAUGCCAGAGUUAAAAUGCCAGAGCAGGAAUACGAGUUCUCGGAGACAGGAAUGCACAACAAUAACGUGGGUCGCAAGUUGAACUCGCCAAGGAAAUGGUAUUCACCAAUCAAGGGCAAGUUGGAUGCACUGUGGGUUCUCCUACGGAAAGGCUAUGAUCGGGUAUCUGUGAUGCGUCCUCGCCCUGGAGACAAGGGACGUUGCAUUAAUUUCACCAGAGUAAAGGCCAGCAGGAAACCACCCAGUUAUCCUUUCUACAACAACAUACGAAAUGGUGGGCCGGCUCCCAUCUAUUGUCCGACCAUCAGUCUUCCUCCGUCUCCUGCCCCGUCGCCCGAGCCAUCACCUGUCCAAUCUACAACUCCGUCGCCCACUCCAUCGCCAACUUCCACCUUGCCUCCGCCUCCGCCAGGACCGCCACCCACGCGGGCUCCUCCCCCAUCGCGCCCACCCCCGCGCCCUUCCUUCUAAACUUGGCAACUCGAGUGGUUAACCCUUCAUUUUGACAACAGACGGGAAGGGCACCAAAGAGGUACUGUGUAAAGUUUCUUACUGGUCUGAAGAAGACUGCUUCCCUUUGGUCAGUUUGUAGAGGGUGUUUGCAGCAAAACAAACUCCAAUUUACACAGCAAUAUCCUUUGAACUUGUGCCAUUUAAAGUUGGCCUUAUUGUCUUCAACUUGAUCAAUUGUCGCUUUUAAAUGUGUGAUAUAUUGAUAUUUGGCAGUUACCAUUUUAUAUAUCCUAUUACAUUUUACUAUUUUUCUGCAACAAUUCUGAGUGUGAAAAUUCAACACAACAUGUUUCUCUGUGUGUUGAAUUUUGACCAAUUUAUUGAAAAAAAAUGAUUGUUGAGAUAAGGGUGUAUAGCAGGAUUUGUCAAUGUUCCUUGUUGAUUCUGCUACCCUUAAUGUAAGGUAUAAGCCUCUUGCCACACCUUGUGGAAGGUACUGUUAUUUACCUUACUGUUUAUAGCACGUUGGAGACAGGGAGCAGAUUGGCUGUGGCCUUGAAUUGGACCAUUUCCUGCCACUUCAACCAUUGUCAGGGUCGUGUUUCUUUGGCUGGGUCACAAGUUGGAGGGUGUCAUUUGGGUGGGGAAUGUGGGUAGCUCUGUGUUACAGGCAAGGGGAAGCUAACACAUGCCUCACUUAGAGCUCUUCCCCUCACUCCAUCUACCCCAUCCUCCCCACUCACCCUUACUCCAAUUUCAGACUGUCAAGGAACAUCACCAUGAGGGUUGGAAAAUGUUAGGGUGGGAUCCAUACAGCCCAGAGGGGAGUAGAGAGGGUCGGACGUGCUAUCAAAACAAAAUAAACUAUUAACAGCAGGAAGGUAAUACAGGGCAGCUCUGACCUCCUCGCAGUGUUGUCUAUGUUGACCUUGAACCCAGUCAGUCAACAGUUAAUUCCUGCUAACUUGAUCUGUUUCUCAUGCUUGGUAACAUUUGGAAAACUGAAGUGAUGGUUUUCCACUUUAGUUGUAAAUGGCAGUGUGAAGAAUGCCUUGAAUGAAGUUUCCUUACCCAGGCCACGAUCAAGUGCAAGCACCGAUGACACUGUCACUGGAGUGGUGGGACGCAGGCUCGAUACCCGCUCUCCACUGAGUUCAGCUGCUGCCCCAGAUACCACCUUACUCCUCUGUCGAUGGAUGCCUGGGAGCAAGUUGCCCCGAUGGCCCCAACCCUAGGGCAGAAGGGAUCAUGAAGCAAUGAGGGAUUUAUGCCUUGACUCAGCCAAAAUGUGCCUCCAAUGAGUACAGUAAAAGUGGAUAAGAUAUGACUGCUGGAGCAUUCAACUAUACUGCACCUAAUCUGCAAUCUAAGGUUGAGGGAUAGGGUGAGAAGCCUUAAGUAUGGAUGCCUUGAGGAAAAGACCAUUGGAGGUCCAUCUGCAGCUUAUGUGAUGGGGAAACUAAACCAAAAUAAAAGGUGUGGAAAGAUUUAGUUCAGAGGCUGUCUGGCUCCUAUAGUGUUUGGGACAAGGAAGCAUCCUUCACAGUGAUCGCACCUACGUGCUUUCCUUGAGUUGUGAAUGUAGUAAAGCUCCACUCUGCCCAGCCCUUAAUAAAAAUUGCUGCCUUGGUCAGCUCUCACUACAGUCUCUUCCCAAUCUGCUCUACUCUCGACAUCUACAACACUGUCCCUCUCCCAUCCAUGCCCGUCCAUGUAUGACAGAAUCAUCAAGGAAUCGGAAACAGGAACAGAAAAUGCUGGAAAUACUCAGCAGACCAGGCAGCGUCUUUGGUGAGAGAAACAGAGCUGACAUUUCAGGUCGAUGACCUUUCAUUAGAAGCAUCAACUCUUUUUACAGAUGCUGCCUGCCCUGCACUCUCUGCAUUUUCUGUUCAUUAAAAAAACAGCAUAUUAAUCUGCAUUUCUAUCAAUAACCUUUGCAGGCUGGUGAGAGAGACUGAUAACUCAGUCUCUCCUGAGCAGAGUUAAAAGGCUUUAGACUGUCAAUGCACACAACUGAAGAGAUAACAAACUGAUACAAAAGAAAAGUCCUACAGAUUCUGGAAAUCUGAACUAAAUACAGGAAAUACUGGGCAUGCUCAGUAAGUUAAGCAGCAUCGACACAGAUGGCUGUUGAUAUGAAACUUUAUUUCUUGCUCCACAGAUGCUGCUGGACCUGCUAAGCAUGUUCUGUUUGGUCAUAAAAACUGCCACCUACAAACUUCAGAAAAGCCCUUAGGCUGAUAUUGUGACCUUGCGUAAGAUGCAGAAAAAAACCCUUAAUAAAUAAUAAGUACCCUUGAACCCUGCCAAGAAAACUCCUCAAACUGUUUUCUCAGCCUAGAAUACUGUUCAGGGUGAUAAAGGAACUCCAUUUGCUUGACAUCAGCUUAUUGACAAAGCACCUCCCUGCCUUGUACUGCACAUUAUGUGGUUCUCAUUUCGUUGAGAGCAGCAUAAGUUGCGUAAACUUUUUUUUAACCAAAGAGCGGAUUAUAAAAUUUACUAUUCUCAAAGAGCUUUCCACUGACAUCUGGAAUCAUUUGAGUUGUUUUUAAGCAGAUGUUCCUAUAUGCUUUUAUUUCCUGUUAAUGCCAGGCCUCGCCAGUAACGGCAGUGUUGAAGAAGUAGGUCUACUGUGCUUGUUAUAAAUUAACAUGCACCUUAUCUUCCUCACGGGGUAGCACUUCGACCUGCAAUUGCAUGCGUCACAGGCAUGACCUGUAAAAGUUUCCAAAGGGAUUAAGACAGAACUGAAAGUGGAAUUCAGAAUUCUAUGGUCAGCAUCUCCAUUGGUGUGAGAUGCUGCAUUUUGUGAACGGUUUGGAGUGAUCCAGUUUAUAAGUGUGGGUAUGGGUGGAACUUCUGCCCAUCAAACCUUCAGGUCUGUUCUUUAAUCAAGAGGACCGGGGAAUUAGUUGAAAACCCUCAAAAUGUUGCUGAAUUGAUUGAUCAAAGCUGCUUCGUGCAGGAGGUGAUGAGUUAAAAUGAUUGGCUGACACCAUGUGGGAUUUAGAAACCUUGUAGGGAAAGGCUUAGAAAGAGAAUUGUUUUCUAUCAUUGACAUUUUGGGAAGGAAUUAGUCAAAGCAGAGACAGUUCAUUGAUUUCGGUGCGGUGCUCAUGCAGUAAGGAGGAAGCGAUCAUUAUGGUUUGGGAAUAACAGGAAACCAGAGAGCAAUGAAUGUAGAUGCACUGAUUGAACUGAGAGGCAGGAAAUGUUGGCAUUGAUAGAAAGGCUGAAUAAGAGGAAUCUCUCAUAACAGCAGAAGACAUGGGAGCAGUAUCCACAAUGCAAUCAUAUAGAUAACAUAAUCACUGUAAGCCAGAGCUUCUCCAUUAAAGCAGCAAGAAAUCAGGCUCGUUAGGCAGUAGUGUUCUUUUAGUUUGUGUUACAACUCAAGAAAGAACACUGAGGCACAAUUAUAUCAGAUGUGUGCAACUUUCUAGGAAAGUAAUUCUUGAUCAAACUAUUAACCUCAUAAAUUGGUGCCAGUGGGUAAAUCCAGAGCCUGGUGACCUAUUGAAUCUCACACAUUAGUAGGGUCCUGGGCUCUAUCCCCAUUUUACCCCAGACAUCUGAACUUUUUCAGUCAAUGCCGUUUCAGUAACGCUUCAACAGUUGAAUGGGAGGCUUACACUCACUGUCAGAGGCCAAAGUAGAGAGCAGUCUCUUGGGUAAAGUAUGGGAGGAGGGAGGACUGCAGUGUCUUCAAGAAAUGUGGGCAGUAAGUUGGGAAGGAUGGUGCAGUUCAUCUGCAUGGAAAGGUAUUCCAAGCACAGUCAGAAAUGGUUUUACUUCAGGACAACCUGAUUACACAGGGAGGCAUUGAGAAGGCUGAAAUGCUGGCAUUGAGAUGGAGCAGUUCUAAUCUAGCAUAUGUAUCCUGACACACACACACAUACACACACACACACACACACACACACACACACACACACACACACACAGAGUGAAGAUCAUAUUUGGGAUGUAAUCCACGGCCACUUCAAGAUGACAGAUACUAUGUAAAUAGUCUCCACCUACUCCAAUUCCCGCGAAUGGCCAAGAUUGGCACUGAGGUAGAGUGAUUCCAGAGGACUUGUUCUUCAAAGCUGCAUUAUGGAUGAAGGAGAGGCUGAAGUUGUGAGGGACUGUGAGCGAGUGUGUGAAUGGCUGAGUGAGGGAGGGAGAGUGAGCGAGAUUGGGACGGGGGGGAUGGCGUGAGUGAAGUUGGAGCAAGGGAUAGAAUGUGGUAAGGGUAGAGACAGGGCAAGGCUGUGCGUUGCUGUAGUUUUCAGGUGUGAAAUUGAAUAAUAUCAGGGUUGUUGGAUGGGCAGUAAUAGGCUGCAUCAUGCUUGACCUGGACCCUGCCUCAAGUUCAGAACCCUCCCACACUAUUCCUGUGGUCGCUCUCUAGCCAACAUUGUGACCUCACUGCCACUGGCAGGCAGCAGAUGCUGAGGUCCCACCUCCAGACCACUCUGAUGACCAUAUGACAGCUGUCAGAGGCCUUCUCACCAGUUUCUAAAUGUCUCCGAUCAGAGACGUUUAAAAACAUUGAAAUAUUACAAAAGUUUAAAAUUAGCAAAGAACAUUAAAAUUAACCAAUAAAAUUAAAAUUUCUGGUGUAAAUUAUUUAGAAAUGGUAUUUUCUUUAAAGUAAAAGGAAAAGAAAAAUCACCUUUCCCAGGAAAUGACCUGGUUGACUGGUGCUGGGCUGGAUGUGUCAGUCACAAUCAGUGCAAAGUGACUGGAUAUGAAGUGUAUCCGGUCGCUCAGGUCUGGAUGAUCUGGAGCCACCCCUGACUCAAUGGAGUAAGAGAUCAGAUGUACCAACAUCUGACCAUGCAGUUACUUUCGUGCUGCAGUAAACAGGUGCAGAAAUCAUGAACCCGCUGACUCACAAUGAGUGCCUCUUCCAAUAUCCCGGCCAAAGCUCUGUAAAGUUUUGGGCCAUUAAAUGGGUCCUGCUACCUGCUUCUUUUCUGUUGACUGCCAAUUUGUUAUUACUGCUUUCUGUGGGACAAGGAGAGGGCAAUUUUACCCCAUAAUCUCAGUUCCAACUAUUGGACCCAUAUUGAGACCAAUACAAUCUCCUCAGUUUGCGACCCUCAGGAUAAGUUGCACUGCGCACCAAGAACUGUGCAGCACCCUUUCAACAGUGCUCUCCCACUACAGCAGUGCCACAUCCAUGGGUAGUUGGCCAAAAGAAAAAGUUCACACACGGCUCCAGCUGGCAGCUGGAUCAGUGGAAACAAAUAUCCACUGCAAAACGAGGCAGUGAUGAAGAAUUUUGAAGAAAGUGAAAAUCACUGAUGCACAUUUUCAGCCCAUUUUGAUAUCUAACACACAGUUAGGUCAGAUGUUGUCUGGAUCACUUAAUUUUGUUCCUCCCCUAUGCAACGCACCAUUCCUUAGAGCUUUCCUUUGUAUUGAACUUGGGUAAUGCACUGACUCAAUGCUAAGCAACAGUUCGAGCUAGAAAGCUGCCCACCUCUCCUAAUAUCUAGAAUAUUUUUGAUGUUUAAAUGUUGCCAGGUGAGUGUCUGUGUUCAGCUGAAGCCCAAUUCAUUAGAAUGAUAAAGGUGCCAACAUAAGAGGCAAAUAACAGUUGGAGACCAUUGAAAAUGCAAGGUCAAGCCACAUGGACAAUGAGCUAAUUCCUUCUCUGGCCUCAAUGUUGACUCAGUAACCUCUCCCGUUCAAUCCUACACAUGAACUUCUAUAGCUUCCUAUGUUUUAGCUCGAGUCUGCAGCCCUACUCUUGGUCCAGAGCCAAGCUUGUAUCUCUCAACUUCCUCUCGAUUUCAAAAGCCUGGCAAACACCUUCUCCAGAGACCCAUGCAGUUCAGGCUAACAUGACUUGGUAUUAAUAUCAUCCACUGAUUAACUAUUCUCUGACAGAAAGAAAAGCUUUCUACCUAUCAAAAUCAUACAAUAGUAAUAGCAGAGAAAGAGGUUAUUCAGCUCAUUAAGUCUGUGCUGGCUCUCUCAAAGCCCAGUUAAUCUUCCCAUUCUUUCUCCAUACAUCUGAUCCCUGUUCGAAAGCUGGAGGCACAAGAGACUGUAGAUGCUAGAAUCUGGAGCAACACACAAGAUUUGUGUGACACUGAUGCAACAAUCACGUGCCCUUCCACAGCAGACCAGGUGAAGUGUCUCAACUGGAAACAUUGGCUGUCCAUCUCCCUCCAACGGGUGCUGCCUGACCUGCUGCAUCUUGUGUGUUGCUCUUAUUUGAAAGCUAUUGCCCUAUCAGGAGUGCAUGCCAAACCUUAACCAUGUUGCUCAGUGAAGAAUCACCUCCAGUUGUCCAAGUACCCAAAUCUUGUGCCCUUUGGUGUGGGUCACUGAAAAGGACUGAGCUUUGGAAAAAGGGAAGGUUGAGUUAUUCUCUGAAUUUUCUCCUGCCAUAGCUGAUCUGGGAGAUUGAUGAAUAGGGUGGAUACAGGAGAACUUUUCAAGCCUAUUCGCUCUUAAUUCUUCCAGACCACAGGCUUCAAUUGGAGUACACCCGAGUACCUGAUGCUGGAGAUGCUUGCAUCAAUUUGGCAUUGGCAAUCUGCAAGGUCUGAGUUCUGGUGUGAAUACACAGACUCAAAGAGUGGGAGAUCCAAUAGCCAGUGAGACCCUCAAUUUGGGUAAAUCACUGGAGGCCUUUGACUAAGCUAGGAAAGCUUGGAUUUCUUCUACCGGAAUGUGCCCCCUGUGCACAGAACUAAGGUCCUGUAACUCUUUGUUUGAAAUCCUGGCAUCAGAGUUAAAAGUUGUAUUUGAAAAGAAUAGGAAAGGGAACCAGCUACUUUAAAGAUUAAACUAGAAGAAUUUUGCCUGUAGACCUUGGAUCAGUCAGGGGCCAUAUUCAGCAGUUAGUGCUGAAGUUAUUCAGCUAAUUCAACGAGUUAAGUGCUCCUUGAUUGAAGCUAACAAAUUAUGGCAAAUUGGAAAGUCAAAACAUUGAUGUCCAUGAGGGACAUGUCUGGAGCGAACAUGUUCACUUCAGCCUGAUCUUGGGAUUCACAACACCCAACCCCUUUUCCUGAUUCAACGAGCACAGCCACUGAUCUGGAAGCACAAGGCUUUGAUCGAGGAUGGCCAACACCAAAAUUAACCACAGCAAUUGUUGCCACAGCAACUAAGGUUUCAACUUUACUUCAAGGCCUGCAAACCUUGAGGCACCCAUGAAAACCACCAAGAUCUCAAUUUUUUCCCCCAAGGCUUUCCAUUCACUAUGGCAACCAGUUGUCUAUUUAUUGUAAAGUUUAUUCUUAUGCUCAUUAUGUAGCUGCUAGCAUCCAUUGAAGCUCAGUAAGUCUUCAGCUGCAAUGAUUCCAUGUGGUACAGGAACCAGGCCUCUGAGAUCGAGAGAGUGUACAUCUGAGCAAUGGCUCUCCAGCUCAGAAGGUUCACUGCACAGGUUUCUUUCUCCAAUAUUAUUCAUCCCAGCUUUGGAUUGGUGAGGAUGUGGCAUCAACCCUGCAUGGUCAAAUUUGGGUUCAGGGUAGAUUGUUCUCCAAGAUACUGGAGAAGUCCAGCAUCCCUGACUACUGAGCAGUUGUUCAAUCUUUUUAAGUGGGAGUGGAGCUUAUGGGCUGAUAAGAAAAGGUACACUAUAUAUCACCUGCCCCGAAACAAAUAUCUGGACAGUCUACCACUGACUGGAUUACUCCAGUAAGAGCUGGAAUGAGCUUGGUGGGUCAAAGAAAAUUGUUGGCUCAAAUGGAGUCAUUUUUAUGCUGCAAUGUUGCACUGACUCCCCUUUAUUGAAUAAAACAGUGACCAAAAUGAAUAAAGUAAUUUGACAGACAGUCUCCUUGACUGUGACCUCUCCCAAUUGCAAUGUCAACUGAUCAUAUGGAUUGCACUACAAUAGUUACACCAAGUCUGCUCGAUACUUCCCCAGUACAAUGGUCUUAAAAUAGAUGGUCAGAUCAGCUCAAUCCCACUGGUGAGAAACAGCAGUGUGGUUCCAGAACACAUUGCCUGCAUAAACACAGCUCACUUAAUACACCUUUAUUCUGCAAGCACAGCUAUUGAUCUAGAAAUGUCAGGUUUUAAUUGAGGAUUGCUAACUCCAAAUGUCAGUUUAAACUUUGGCAAUUGUUGCCACUGUAAUCCAGGUUGAAACGUUCCUCCUGGCCCUGGAGGAGGCCUGUAUAUUCACACCACAGAGAUGACAGGAAAACCACUGGGAGCUGAAGGCCCAAGGCUUUCCAUUCACUAUUACUAUUCUAUAAAUCCUGGUUUCAGUCACCAGGUACUGUACAUGCUUACUAAGAUCUCUUCAUUAGUCACAUGUCCAUCAAAACACACAGUGAAAUACAUCUCUUUGCGUAGUGUUCUAGGGGCAGCCCGCAAGUGUCGCCACGCUUCUGGCGCCAACAUAGCAUGCCCACAACUUCCUAACCCGUACGUCUUUGGAAUGUGGGAGGAAACCGGAGCACCCGGAGGAAAUCGACUACAUGUGUGUUGCACUGAUUGAACCAUUAUGUUCAACACCUUUCUGUACAUUUAGGUCCUCCUUUUCAGUUGAAAUAUUCAAUACCACUGAGCUUACAGAGUGAUAGGUAGAGCCUGAAACAGGCCCUUCAGCCCAUCGUGUCCAUGCUUCCCAUCAACCACCAAUCCUACACUAAUCCCGUUUUAUUCUCCCCACAUUCUACCAUUCCCCUACACACUGGGGACAAUGCAAAUUGGACAAUUAACCUCCCAACCCACACAUCUUUGGGAUGCGGGAGGAAACUGGAGCACCUGGCGGAAACUCAUAUAUAAUUGUGGGAGCUGCAAUUUAAUGUUAGGUAUUUUCACAUCAUGGCACCUCCGGCAUGCCUCACCAGCCAAACAACCUUAUCUCCCUCCUCUCCGGUACUUGUAUAACUAAUGAAAUCUUUUUUUUAAAUGCUCUACUGAUUUUUCUCCUGGAAUUACUUACUGUCACCUCCAGGAAAUCAAAUCUGGACAGUUGGAAACCCCAUCAACUAUCUGCAGACUUCCAAGAUUUUUUACACAUUUUUUUUCAGAUACUUUAACAGUUUGGAGCAUUGAAUGUUGUAUUUAGCAAAGUAACUGCAGGCACAGAAACAAAAGAACCUUUCAUUUAUUUAGACAUAUUAUAGAGUACUGUAAACCUGACUCAGAAACAUCUGUCCUUGAAAUAACACUUCCCCAUUGCCACAAAUUGUAAACUGCUUGCUGAGCAAUUUUAAUCCGAAAAGCAGCUUUCCUUUAGAACAGCUGCCUCUUUCGCUGGCUUUAUGAGUGGUUGUGUGGGCUGGAGUGCCUCUGGUUACUGUUUUGCUGUUAAGUAAAAUGAUAGGUUGGCAGAUCUAUAGUGUAAUCAGAAAUAAAGCUUUUUCUUUUCUAGGGUUUUUUUUGCAUCCACUGCUGGAUGUCACAAACCUGGAACAAGAUUAUUUCGACUGCCCGGGCCCAGUUUGAAAACGUUCAUAAAUUAAUGAGAGAAGGAUGUGCUUCCCUGAAUAUUGGCAGACUUUGUGUGCGUUUGUGACACCUUUCGGUACAUACCAGUACUGCACUAGCCAUUUUCUUUUGCAGAAGUAAAAUACACCAGCUAGUCCUCAACAUCUCUCUCGCUCCACUAGUAUAUCCGAUACCAUUUCGGCAGAAGGACAAGGAGAGUGAAUAUAGAUUAAACGGCACAAUUCUAAAGGAUGUUUAGGAACAGAGAAACUUAGACGUGUAAGUGGAUAAAACUUUGAACGUGGCAGGGAAUGCUGAGUGUACUGUUUGUAAAGCAUUUGGGAUCCCGGGCUUCAUAAAUGCAAAAGCACAAGGUUAUGGAGUAGUUUUGUAAGCUCAAAGAGUACUGUAUUCAUGUCUGGUUUUCUGACUAUUAGAAUGUGGUCUUUGAGAAGAUGGAGAAUAUAUUAACUGGAAUAGUGUGAAGGAUUUGGGAUUUCAGAUACACGGUUAGACUGGAGAAACUAGGGUUCUUAGGAGCGAAAAAAAGUUGAGAUUUUAAAGAGGUGCACAAGAUGAUGAUGGGCUUCAAUGGGGUAAACAGAGAAAUUCCCAUAACCAGAUAGUUCAAGGAACAAGGGCACAAUUUAAAAUGAUGGGCAAAAAAUCCAAGGAAGAACUUUUUUUUAUAUAAACACACAGUGGAUAUGAUUUGAUACUGUCUGUAGUUGUGGAAACAGUAGAUCCAGUUUUUGGGUUUUCAAGUUUUCUAAAAGUAUUUGGAUUUUUUCAGGGAAAUUGGAACGUUCAUAGAAAUAAGCUGGAAUAUGUUGAAACCUUUAGUAAGGUUAGGGAAUGACAGUACUAGGUAGGAUAAUGCAGAAUGAUAUAACUGACAUUGUGAGAGGCAUGUUGAUUUUUUUUCCUCCAGAGCUGGUGAGUGGUAAAAUAAUAGGGUGCAGGCCAUUCGAUCAAUUUCCUGCCUGUGCCAACUCUGAAAAAGCUAAUCAAUUGGUGAAAAACCUGCACUUUUCCCCAGUCUUGAGUGAUAGUGAUGGGAUACCAGACUCACCUGGCCAUGACACGACUCAAAGUAUUGUAAUAUUUUAUGUUUUUUAAUGAAUAUUUUCCAUUUUAAAGGAAGUUCCAUCAGUUAACAUAGAGUUGUGGCUAAGUAAGAUUAAGCUGAGUUGGCGUAACCUUCUCUCGAGGUGUGGUGGCAAUGUCCCUAUCUCUACUUGCUGUGACACCCGAACGGCUUGCCAGGCUCAUCGGAGGGCAUCAAGGACAGAGAACAUGUGCUUCCUCCAUGGGAGGAUGAUCACUAGCUACCACGGUUCAUUGAUGGAUCUUGAGGUGACUCCGUAAUUAGAUCCUAGAACCACAUAUCAGUCACCAGAAAUUGCAGGUGUCUUCAUGUGGGAGAGCUGCCACUGGUCAGGUUUUCUAUCGUUUUCAUUUCUAUGCCGUCUCUUUUUGGCUUAGCGGGCAAAGACAUUUCUCUUUGAAGCAGAUUCCCACUUUGUGAAGGAACAGACAUCACUAGGUAGCAAUGGCAGGUUGCCUUUAAGUACAUCAUUGAAGCAGUCAGUUUUACCAUUCUGAAGCUUAUGGUUAUUCUGGCAAAUGGCCAAAAAUUAUCAGAUUUAUUGAGUUCCAUUUAAUAAGUUGCUCUAGUGGACCUUGCAUUUAUAUCAUCUGGGUUACAGAUCUCAAAUCAUAACCACUAUUUUACAACAGGAGGCCAGACACAGUUCUACCAUUGCAGCUUGGAACUUCCCGGCAAAUUGUACUCCAAAUAUUGAUGAGAAUAUGUAAAGAAUGGGCAGGUACUCUUAAUUAAAGUACUGGACAGAAGAAUGCAAGAGACAAGCCUCCAUGCAACAUUGAAAAUAAUCUGCAGGAUUUUCUUUGCACAUUGAUGCUGUGGAGGUUAUGGAGGGUGUAGAAGUUGCAAGUACAUUGUAACCCAAGGAAAAAAAAAAUCACAAGGUGGACAUAAUGAUAGAAGAGCUAGGGUUGUGUGGUAUCUGUUGGAUGUUUAUUUCACUACAUACUCAGUAUUUACCCAGUUGAAGCAUUUGAAAUCUAGUGUAGGGUUUGUUUUUUUUUUAUUUUUGAGGGGUGGGUUUAGUAAAUUAUUGUACAGAAGUUACUUGUUUGUGGCAUGUUUAUCAAGCUGUGCUUGUUAAUUGUCUUACUGCCUGUUUGUUCUGUUUUAAAGUUUCUUAGAGUUUUUGAACGACCGCCUUACUUUCACAUUCAACAAAAAAAAACUAUGAUUUAAUUAAAAAAUAGACAAUUUUGUUAGCUCAUUAAGACUGAUAUAACCCAGACUGGUGACAAUGUGCAAGGUUCAACUUUUCCACAAGUGUGACUGACCCUGGCAUUUGAAAUAGAAGACACAUAAGAAUACACUACCAAUCUCACAAAUGCUUUCUUACCCAUGGAAGUAGUAGCAAAGCUGUACAUUUUGAGGCAUGGUAUCGGAGUUCAAAUCCCAGCGUGGAAGCAGGCAAGUUUAAAUUUGCUUCACUAAGUAAAUCUAGGAUGAACAAGUUGAAUAAAACUAUUCAAACUGCACAGAAUGGUCACAAAACCAGACUGCCAUUAAAAGCCCACCCGAGUCACUACUGGGUAAGGUAAUAUCCUUUAGUUGCAGUUAUAAACCCAUUGCAUUGUAUUAACUGGCCCCUGAUGUUGUCCAGCAAGCCAAGGAUAAUUACUGAUGGACGGUAAAUGCUCUCAACAAUUGAAUUAAAAUAAACUACCCCCAAAAAAAGUCAGUGUGCUGGCCAGGGUCUUUCACCAUUUACACUUUUGCAUAUCACCGGUCUGUUGAGUGUCAUUCUGUUGAAAGGAGGCUGAAAAAAAUUAUGGUAUUCAUUUAACACACUGUAAAUAAUGCAUCACUCUGCCUGUGAGUUGACCCUUGCACCCAAUUCUGACCUGCUUGUACUAACUGGCUGGGAAUGCAGUGACCCCUCAUUUUCAUACAAUCUCUGAAUGAUGGUUCUCUGCAAUCACAAAAGACAACAGGUUGAAAAAUUACUGCCAUCUGUUUUGCAAGUGAUGUUUUACAUUAACCCAACAGGGUACUGUACUAAAGUGGUAGAUGGGAAUGAUACAAAUGUGCCAAACUUUCAGCAGCGUUACUGAAGGAAGAGAGAAUUGGGAUGAGCCACUUCUCUCACCUCUGAAAAAUGGACUGAAAAACUUGUUGAGGUUCAGAUACUGGCUGAAGGUUACUUCAACCGUCCAUCAAAAAUCUGAUGCCAGCAUGUUGAAAAAACAAAACCCUAAUGCUGCAACUGUAAUGGAAAUGGAAUACGCUGCACAAGUUCCCAUCUAGGCAAGUUUCCAUUAAGAGAUGCUUUAAUAUUUUGGUUUUAGUUCUAGAAUGGGAAGCGAAGUGAGUAUUAAAGGCCAAAGAGCAGCAUUUUUUUUGUUAAAAGGCUGUGCUGGUAAUUUUUUGAUGGAUAUUGCUAAAUGUUUAAAACAUCAGGGAACCUCUGGUCAAAUGAUUGAGUGAGGUAACCAAUGGCCCUUCAAACCCAUAGCAAGAAUGAAGAGUGAAUGGUGGGUCAGAAAGUGGAGUUCAGGGAUGGGCUCCAGGCUCAGUCUGAGUGGAGAUAAAAUACUCACACCAUUGUAAUAGAGAAAAAUUAGAUCGUGAGAUUUUUUUUGUCCAUGCUGUAUCCCCCUUAAUGUAACUUUUGUCCAAUAAACUUGGU
Molecule: messenger RNA, 15026 nt
Organism: Pristis pectinata (smalltooth sawfish)
Lineage: Eukaryota; Metazoa; Chordata; Chondrichthyes; Rhinopristiformes; Pristidae
Product: anthrax toxin receptor 1-like
Exons: 18
Coding region: 208-1911 (567 amino acids)
Cellular component (GO): membrane
Molecular function (GO): signaling receptor activity
Source: RefSeq, a predicted model, not a curated record